Messenger RNA from Syzygium oleosum, 2170 nucleotides. Its product is annotated as SH3 domain-containing protein C23A1.17-like. NCBI's taxonomy places the organism in Eukaryota, Viridiplantae, Streptophyta, Magnoliopsida, Myrtales, Myrtaceae. The record is from RefSeq and is a predicted model, not a curated record. Bases 127 to 1830 code for a protein of 567 amino acids. The transcript has 3 exons.
AAACCCUAAAAAAAGUUGAGGUGGUCAAUUUCGAGCAGCAGGAGCUGGCGCAGGACCACUGUUCUUGUCUCGAUCCUCCCCUCCCGUUCCUCGCUUUAUAUAGAUCGGCGACGAUUCCAUCCGUCGAUGAGGACGUCGGAGUACAGGGGCAAGCCUCCGGCCAUGGACUUCUCCGGCUCCCGGCCCGGCGGCUUCUCCGACGACGACAGCGACGCCGACGACGCCUACGACUUCCAGCUGCGCGGCUCCUGCAGCUUCAACUUCCACCCUGAGCACUCGCAGCCGCAGCCGCAGCCGCAGCCGCAGCCGCAGCAGCAGCGGCCUUCUUCUUCCUCCAGAAGGAAGGAGCGAGUUUCCUUCAAUGAAACAUUGAUUUCUUUGAUUGAGCGCAAGAUGAAGGAGCACAAUGAUGAGGUACUUCAUGCUGUGGAGGGCGUCAGCGCAAGACUGUCUCAACUGGAGACCAGGACGCGCCAACUAGAGAACGCUGUGGACGAUAUGAAGGAAUCUCUCGAGUAUAAUCAUGGGAAAACUGAUGGAAAGCUCAGAGAGCUGGAAAACCUGCUGAGAGAGGUUCAAAGCUGUACUGGGGAUUUGAGAGAUAAAGAAGACAUAGCUCAUGCUCAGCUGCAAAUUUUAAAGCUUCAGAUCCUAAAAAGCGAAGCACGAGAGGAAAAGAAGGAAAAUUCUACUCAGACAAACUUGGCACAGCAGAAAGCAGCUCCCGAGACUCGACAAUCCACAGAGCCACUUCCGGUCCCUGUUGUCUGCUCCCAACAAUUUUCAUCUUUGCUUCCAUAUGUGUCUACUAACCUACCUCAUUCCGAUGCUUUUACAAUACCAUUGGGAACACCACCACAGCUUCCAUCCCAAUUGGCCCAGAGCACCAGCCCCUUUGUUUCACAACCAGAACUGAAUAGCCAACCACCCGCUCAACCUCCAAAGAACAGCCAUCAUCAACACUACACACCGCUAGUUUCUCAUUCACAGUCGAUGCCUCCAGUGCCUUAUUUUCCAUCUUUACCAGCAGUACCGUAUCCCUCAAAACCAGCACCGACACCUCAAGAUUUCAGACUGCCUCCACCAUAUGGUGCAGUGGCUCCCCAAACCCAUUUUCACGAUAAAUACCACAAGCCACUAAUUUCUCAUUCACACCCAGCGCCUCAAGGGCCUCCUCUUCCGUCUUCACCAGCGCUACAGUUUCCAUCAAAUCCAGCACCGACACCUCAAGAUUUUGGUUUGCCCCUGCCGUACAAUUUACCUUCUACCCAGCCACAUCAUGAACCUACCCAUGACCUCAACGAGCUUCCUUACAUGCCAUCUCAGAACUAUCCCCCAAGUAUUCAUGCGCUUCCAGGGAUGCCCUUCAUUUCUUCCCAUCAGUUGCAGUCUCCUUUCGGCAAGACGUAUGAUCAGCCCCCAAGUAGGCCUUAUUCAGAAUUUCUUGGCAGAUAUAGUUCGGCAGGAGGGAGCUCCAAUUUCAACAAUGUUGAUCCUCGAGGAAAGUAUAACUCAGGACCUGGCAAUUCAUCUGCGAGAACUUCAUCUCCUCCAGCCCCUGGCGCGGGAAAUGACUACUCGCAAUUGCCGGUCGCCCGGAUUUUGCCGCAUGCUUUACCAACUGCCUCUCCCAUCGGUUCUGAAUUGAGUUCCGGGGAGACCAAAGGGAAUAGGGCGCUGAUGGAUGAUGCCAUCGACAAGGCUGUUGCAAUGGGGUUCAGGAGGGACUUGGUAAGAGCUACUGCAAAUAGGCUGGAAGCAAAAGGGCAGCAUGCGGACCUCAAUCUGCUGUUAGACACUCUGACGAGCACUGGGGAGUCUCGGGGAUAAGUCGCAGGUUGAAGCAACGACAUGCUCUGUUCACCAUCUUUUGCCUUCCCAUGUGGGUGACUGUUAAAUGUUGCGGAGCUUCUAGUUUUUGCUGGUGAAGAACAUGAUGCACAUGAUGUAUAUAUUAUAUGGUUGGUGGAGCUUCUAGUUUUUGCUGGUGAAGAACAUGAUGCACAUAAUGUAUAUAUUAUAAGCUUGGUAUAUAUUAUAUGCUUGGUGUGACAAACUCUCAGUUUCUGAUCGUAUGAAACCUAUCAAACUAGCUACAUCUCUCUCUCUCCCUAAGUGUCAGUUAAACAUGAAACGCAUACUGGUAUUUACGAUAUUCUUGUUCUGUGAA